AUGCUAGUUAAAGUGGCUAUAAAAUUGCACUCGUACUACUGGCCCAUUUACUUCCAGUCGAUCAGGAACAACGGCACCAGAGGCUUAGGCAUAUUUCUACUGCCAAUCAUCAUGUCUAAUAAUCUUGGUGCACUAUGCGCGGGCUGGAUUCCAUCCAAGUCUGGCCACUACGUCCCCGUGAUGUGGAUCGGUGCUCCUAUCUUGGUCGUCGGAGGCCGUCUCUACCAAUUGAUGUACUCUCAAAGCCCGCGCGGGCAAUGGGUACCAACCCAAAUCGUAUCUGGGCUUGGGUACAGAAUGUGCAGCCAGUUUCCUAUUCUUGCGGUCCAGGUAGUUCUCGACAAGACGGACGUGCCGACGGGCCUCACAAUGAUCAUGUUCUUUCAGAUGCUCUGGGGUGCUCUAGCUCUCAGUAUCGGACAGAAUCUCUUCACCGAUGCACUCCUGAGACUUCUCAACGCAAUCGAGGGAAUCAAUGGUGCAGCUGUUGUAGCAGUCGGUGGAGGAGAAUUUAGGAAGAUUGUCCCCCCACAGCUUUUGGAAGCUGUCGACGACGCAUUUAACUCUGAUUUGAAAAAGGUCUUCUGGGUUGCCCUUGCUACCCCGGCCCUUGCUUGGCUGGUCAGCUGGGCGAUGGAGUGGCGGCAGAUACCUAACACCAAGAGUCGGACUACGGAAGCCCCCGAGGUAGUAUCUCUGAGGAAUCUGUAG
This is a messenger RNA of Colletotrichum godetiae, 711 nucleotides long. RefSeq names its product MFS transporter. The transcript has a single exon. Gene Ontology annotation, cellular component: plasma membrane. Gene Ontology annotation, biological process: transmembrane transport. Gene Ontology annotation, molecular function: transmembrane transporter activity. Lineage: Eukaryota; Fungi; Ascomycota; Sordariomycetes; Glomerellales; Glomerellaceae. The record is from RefSeq and is a predicted model, not a curated record. The coding region runs from base 1 to 711 and encodes 236 amino acids.